Messenger RNA from Penaeus vannamei (Pacific white shrimp), 1370 nucleotides. The record is from RefSeq and is a predicted model, not a curated record. Lineage: Eukaryota; Metazoa; Arthropoda; Malacostraca; Decapoda; Penaeidae.
GAGCAUGGAAGGACGCCCAGCUCGCUUCCCGUGUCCCUACUGUAACAAGGAGUUUGACUUCGCAAGUUCCCUAGAGCGGCAUCUUCGAGUACACACUGGCGAAAAGCCUUUUGCUUGCCCGCUCUGCCCCUACCGCACAGCCCAGCGAUAUAACCUUGAGCGACACAAACGCACCCAUGAAAAUAAGAUGCCUGUGUUACAUUCAGUGAUAAAUUCUUCAAAAUGAGUGGAAGUGGAUAUCAGUCAGUGCAUGUAAAAAGAAAAUGAAAGAAUAAAUAUUAUUUUUUUAAUAUUCUUAUAUGUGCAUGCAACAGGCAUGUGAGCACAUAGCUAUCCCUAUAUAGACAUUCACUUACAUUCACACACGCACAUAAAAAAUCUUUAACAAGAUUAUGUUAGUAAAUAGUUCAUUUAGUCAUAUUUUGAGCUGGUUUUAUUUUAUGCUCUACAUUAGAAUAAGAUCAGUAUUUCCAUCCACUAAAAGAAAGCCUUGCUAUGUUUGACUGAACUAAUUUGAAAUAAUGUACAUGUAUGCAUACAUAUACAUAGGUAAUUUUUUGAUAGGUAAUUUUAUUGAUAUUUCUAACUCCACAAACAAUCCUCAUGAAAAUAUAAAGUAUCACAUCAGUUUGUACAUUAUUAUUUUUAGUUGAAUAAAUUGGUAGCAUUGUUUAUAUAAUUAUUGAAUCAAUAUUUAAAUUACUUUGGUAUAAAAAAUAAGAAAUAUAUGUUUUUUUGUUUUUAUAGUUAUUGAUGCAACAUUUAAAUUACUUUGGUAUAAAAAAUAAGAAAUAUAUGAUUUUUAUAAAUCUUAGUAAUAUUCAUACUGUGAUUUUCACAAAAUGGUGUAACCAAAUGAUCAGUAUGAAUGCUAAUACAUUGUGGACACGGAUAGAUAUAACUUAUCCUGCUAUUUAAUUAAUAGUGGAAUAAGCUUUAUAUGACAAAAUUAAUGUGUUUUAGAAUGUAGAGGGACUUGUUUCAUAUGCUUUAGAAGGGAGAGGUGUGUUUAAUUACUUUUUUCUAUCUGUACAAAGUCAAGGUGUGAGUUUUAAACACUGUAUUAAAAGUCCUUUCUUUGUGUUGAUAUUAGGCACUCCAUACCAGAUAGGUAAUUAUUUUAAUUUUAUAUAGUGAGAGGCCAGGUUGUGUUAAUGGAAUGCCUUAGCAAAUUUAAUACAGUAUACCUCAUCCUUCUUUGAGUACCUUGAAAAUAGUGUAGAGAAAGGGUAAUGUUUUAGUUACAAAUUAGUAUUGACCAGAGCUUCAAAUAUUUUCUUGGUAUCUAUGAUAUAUAAAACAUCCAUUAUUUGAUAUAUGAUUGUUUCUUAUGAUGACAGUAGUACCAAAUCAAAGUUAUGCCUCUGAAA